Messenger RNA from Chelmon rostratus (copperband butterflyfish), 3667 nucleotides. RefSeq names its product neurabin-2-like. Gene Ontology annotation, biological process: calcium-mediated signaling; actin filament organization; neuron projection development. The coding region runs from base 199 to 2862 and encodes 887 amino acids. The transcript is spliced from 15 exons. Gene Ontology annotation, molecular function: actin filament binding. Gene Ontology annotation, cellular component: dendrite; cytoplasm; actin cytoskeleton. The record is from RefSeq and is a predicted model, not a curated record. Lineage: Eukaryota; Metazoa; Chordata; Actinopteri; Chaetodontiformes; Chaetodontidae.
CGCUCAGUCUGUUUGCUCGCAGGAGGAAUCAGCAGCAGCAGCAGGACAAUGGACCGUCUCCACUACGGAUCCUAACGGGCGCCGGGCUGUUUCCCGCACGCUGGAAUAGAAGGAGGUGAAUGUCAAACAGCUCCAGGAUGCUGCCGUCCUCGUCCCUGCUAACCUGCUGUUCACCAGGGGGCAUCUGAUUUACCAAACAUGAUGAAGACUGAGCCCCCGUCGGCCACGGGGGGCAACGGGACCUCCGGUGGCAGCGGCGGGGGAAGUGGGAGCUCGAACCUGAGGAGUCCCUCGCCCCACCGCAACGCCUACCAGGCAGGGUUGGCGGCCCUCAAGAAGGCCACUGACCACCUCAACAAUGCCGCCAACGGAGGCUCUGACCCCGCCUCAAAGCCCACUCCUCUGCCCCGCCCAACCGGUAGGGGCCGGAAAUAUGGAUCAAACGUUCACCGCAUCAAGAACAUGUUCAUGCAGAUGCAGUCUCCUGGUGAUGAGGAGGACGGAGCCAAAAUGAUUGGUAAAGAGCAGGCUGUGAAACUGUCCCUGCCGAGGGCGUCAAGCCUCAACGAGAACGUUGACCACAGCGCCCUGCUCAAACUCGGGGCCGUAGUCUCAGAGAGGGUCAACCGUUUCGACUCUAAAGGUGGAGGGGAGGGUGGGGGCUCCUCUGUGGGCCUCUCCAAGCUCCAGGAGACCAGGAGGAUCUUCGAACAGCGGACUUUGCAGGAGAAGCAAGCUGCCACCAACCGGAUCUUGCUGAAGAAGGAGCGGGCAUCGGGCUUCCAGGACAGCCGUCUAGAUGUUGUGGCUCGCUUUAACGGAUCUACGGAGGCUUUGGACCGGCUGGACGACCCCCCUGUUCCCACUCCCGCUCUAGCUCCCCCUACUGUUCCCGCUGCUGCAGCUUCAGUCGGGCCCAGUGAGGCUAUCAGCCCCACCGUCAGCCAGCUCAGUGCUGUGUUCGAGAAGGGCGAACCACAAAACAAUCUCUACCUCCCCCAGCGUCGGUCAGGUCCUGCCCUAGCGCCAAAACCCAAACCUCCAGCCAGAGCAGAAGCUGGUGGAAGGAAGGUGAAAGUGAUACCUCCAGGGAAGGAGGACCACGAGGAGGUGGCAGCAGGAACUGUGAACACCCAGGCAGCAGUGCUACCAGAGGUGACAGGGUCUCUACAGAGGAGCACAGGAGGAGUGAUGCCCAGCGAGGAGAAGGGGCUCGUACAGUCAGGAGACCAGCUCUCCAACUCCUCCCACUCCUCAUCGUCUUCUGUGGCUGUCACAUCCUCAUCUUCCUCUUCGGAGGUCAAACAGGAAUUGGUGGUCCAGCCAACAGAAACUGAAGCCAGGGGCUCAAGUACAGUGGGCCCCGAGCAGGGACCACAAGCUGAUGAGCAGGACGGCUCCACAGGGUCUGAGGCCGGCGCCAGGCUGGUGCAGGCCGACGUUCAUGCCUCACUGGAAAAUGGAGAGAAAGAGUCUCCCGGUUCAUCUCCCUCCUCGGAUGAGAAAGGAGCGGACUCUGAGGGGAGAGGCGAGGAAGAAGAGGAGGAGAAUGACGACGAUGGCUCAAGGAAGGAUGAUUACUCUGAGGGGGAUCUGGUAGACAUCAGUGCGUACAGUGGGCUUGGGGAGGAGGACUCUGGGGGCAGCCAGCUGGAUGAUGAGGAGGAUGAUGAAGAUGAGGAGGCAUAUCAGCCGGAGACCAGCUGCUCCGAGAUCCCGGGCCUCCCUGAGGAAGAGGAGCCUGUGCCAUCCAAUAGGAAGAUUCGGUUCAGCACUGGGCCAAUCAGGGUCUUCACCACCUACUCUAACGAAGACUAUGACCGCCGCAAUGAUGAUGUUGACCCCAUGGCAGCCUCAGCCGAGUAUGAGCUGGAGAAAAGAGUCGAGAAGCUGGACCUGUUUCCUGUGGAGCUGGAGAAAGACAGUGAUGGUCUGGGUAUCAGUAUCAUAGGGAUGGGUGCAGGAGCUGAUAUGGGUCUGGAGAAACUGGGCAUCUUUGUUAAGACGGUCACCGAGGGCGGAGCGGCGCAGAGAGACGGCAGGAUCCAGGUGAAUGAUCUGAUAGUGGAGGUUGAUGGAACCAGCCUGGUUGGCGUCACUCAGAGCCUCGCCGCAUCUGUUCUCCGCAACACCAGCGGCACUGUCAGGUUUGUGAUUGGUCGGGAGAAGCCGGGCGAGCAGAGUGAAGUGGCUCAGCUGAUCCAGCAGACUCUGGAGCAGGAGAGGUGGCAGAGAGAGAUGAUGGAGCAGAGAUACAAACAGUACAUGGACGAUGAUGAAGAGACAGGUGAGUAUGCAACAGAUGAGGAGGAGGAGAUGAGUCCAGUGUUUCCAAACUCCAUUGAGGUUUUCGACCUGGCCGAGAACCAGGACAUGUUGUCUCCUGUGGAGCUGGACCCUGAGAAGCUGGCCCACAAAUUCAAGGAGCUCCAGAUCAAACAUGCAGUAACCCAGGCGGAGAUCCAGCUGUUAAAGAGGAAGCUGGCUCAUGCGGAGCAGGAUAAGUUGCGUUGGCGGAUGGAGUGUGCUCAGUUGGAGCAAAACAUCCGGGACAGUAAAGAGAGGAUGGAGAAACUGGAGGGCUAUUGGAUGGAGGCACAGUCGCUGUGUAAGGCAGUGGAUGAGCACCUGAAGGAAACCCAGGCUCAGUACCAAAACCUAGAGAGGAAAUACAGCAAAGCCAAGAGACUGAUUAAAGAGUACCAGCAGAAGGAGAUCGAGUAUCUGAAGAAGGAGACGGCUCAGCGUCGAGCACAUGAAGAGAGUGAGGCAACACACAAAGAGGAGGCGGACAAUCUGCAGGAAAAGAUCACAGACCUGGAGACCAAAGUGGAUGCCCUGAAGACCCCCAAACCCUCCUAGACUGCUGCUACUUCCGACCUCCUGUCUGUGACUGGAGGAGGAGGAGCUCUGCGUUCAUUCUGACCUGGGCUGCAUUUUAUUCCAAUCAACCAUUUACUGCACAGAGAGGUAGUAAAAAGAAUAACAGGGAUGACAAUUGUAGAAGAGAGGACAAGGAGGGUGACAUACAAAGAGGAAAGAAGCAACCUCUCAUCUGACAUCUGCCAACAGCUUAGAGCUCUGUUCGUCAGUAACCAAUCCCAGAAUGCACCUUCUGUAAUACCCAGAAUCCUCCUUGUGUGUCUUUCUGGCAAACGGCUUGGCAAUCAACACGGAAACCACAUUCAACAACCUGUACUUUAUUUGUGGAUGAUCUGCAUUGGCUUCUCCUCUCUUCAACAACACCAGGAUUCUUUAUUUAAUCCAAUUUCUUUUAAAAAAGGCGCUCUUAUUAAAUAGGCUCGUCACAAAGUGCUUUAUGGAGUGACAGAAGGCAUAAAUGCAGGACAAAACAGAGCCAACAAGAGGGGACAAACGUCACCUGAUUGUCGUUAUACUACUUUUGAACUAGGUGGUUGUUGAACCAUUCCUUUUUUUGUUUGGGACUGGACUGGAGUCUUAUGAAGAAGACUAACAUGUUUUCUGUCAUGUGGCAUUGAUCAUUCCAAUCAAAAACUACCAGGAGAAAUGGACACCUCAUUUUUCACCUCAAGACUCAACAAAUUCUGAAGUGGAACCUUGGUAGUGACACACAAGAACAACAAUUAAAAAAAAAAACUCUGAAAAGGAAAUAGCCACCACCUGCUGAUAGUUAAUUAAUAAAAAC